This is a messenger RNA of Mercenaria mercenaria, 2457 nucleotides long. RefSeq names its product transcription intermediary factor 1-alpha-like. The coding region runs from base 113 to 1183 and encodes 356 amino acids. Lineage: Eukaryota; Metazoa; Mollusca; Bivalvia; Venerida; Veneridae. Gene Ontology annotation, biological process: positive regulation of DNA-templated transcription. Gene Ontology annotation, cellular component: chromatin; nucleoplasm. Gene Ontology annotation, molecular function: zinc ion binding; ubiquitin-protein transferase activity. The record is from RefSeq and is a predicted model, not a curated record. The transcript has 2 exons.
AGGUAUUUACUGUGUUAUAUAAGGAAGUAAAUAUAAAAUUUAAUCAACUUAAAUCUUAUAAAACCUCAUUUUAGAGUUUAAGAUUAAAACUGGUGAUCGAUUAACGUUCUAAAUGGAAGUCUCCGGUAAACUAGCUGAAGAAAGAGAAAGCUUAAAGCUUUGUGAACAUUGUCAAUUUGUAAAUAUUACAACAAAAGCAAAUGGAAUAUGUCGGGAAUGUGAGGAAUAUAUGUGCGACACAUGCUUCCGGAAUCAUCUCAAGGGUAAAAGGAAUAGAAAUCAUGAAUUGAUUGACAUGAAUGACCCAGAUAUUUCUGCAUGGAAAAGUGCAGAAGACGUAGAGAAAUGCAAACAGCAUGAUAAUGAGGCGAUCAAAUUCUACUGUCGUAAACACGAAUUUGUUGGGUGUGGAGACUGCAUUAUAUUGGAGCAUAGUACAUGUAAACCCGAAUACAUAAAGGACUUAUCGAAAAACGUCCAGGAAAACGAAAAUUUUAUAAACUUGAUGAGGAAAAUUGAACAACUGGAGCAUGAGAACAAAGCAAACUAUGAGAACGUCCAAAAGAAUCGAAAAAACUGUAAAGGGAUGCACGAAGAAGUGCUAACUAAGAUAAGGAAGUUUAGAACAGAUAUCAAUAUUUAUCUGGAUAAGGCAGAAGCAGAUAUAAUAUCUGAAAUGAAACAACUAAUGUUCGACAACGACAAACUCCUUGAUAAGUUAGAUAACGAAUGUGCAAAAUGUACGUCUAAAGUUGAAGGAUUAAAGCAGAAAAUUGACCCGACUGUCCAUAGAGGAAAUGUACUGUUUAUACAAACAGUACGUAGCAAAGUAAGUGUUCUGGAAAUUGAACAUGAGCUGUCAAAAACUGUACAAUCAGUAUGCGAAGUCAAACGUUAUGAAUUUUUUCCCAACCAACACUUGUCCAGUAUCAUCAAAUCAAGAGAAACUGUUGGCAAACUGAAUAUUUCGAAUGUAAAUGAACCUAAGCAUGAUGCAAUCACAAAUUUGGAAAUGAACGUUGAUACAUUAACAUUCGAGGAACCAAAGAAGCCAACGAAGCCAGUGCAGCAGGAAACAGAUACAAAAACUGCUGUGAGACCGCCAUCUAGUUUUGUCGGUGCCCGUGUACAGGUAAGAGACACAAAUUGGAUGGUAAAUAUCAUUUUAUGUUUUGACUGUUAGCUCAAUAAUUCAAAGACGAUGUUAUAUCAGGCCGACGUUAACGUUACUGACUAAAUAUCAAAACGUGAAUAAGAAACAUUAAAAGAUUUAAUCGACAUAUUAUAUUCUACAACUUAACACUUCACAGUUUUCAUAAUUGUAUAAGAGUUGUAUCAAAAUUUCAAAGUUUUAAAUUAUGAGGGCUUGGCAAGGUAAAUAUUCUUCUAAUGAUAUACAGUUAAUAUUAAUACUAUUAUCGUAACGAAAAGCAGUGACUUAUGUUAAAGAGUACAGAUAAAUGACGUCCUUCUUGGUUGCAAUAAUGGCGAAAAAUAAAACAAUAGGUUUAGUAUUUUUUUCAAGAAAUCUUUGUUGAUAUAUUUACUAUGCUUAUAGUAACUGUUAGUAUAUCAAAACCACCUAUGUACUUUCAAAUGCACUUCACGAACUUUUAGCACAAACUUAGUGAUAGCAAAAAAUCAACAUCAUUUUGAUUAAGCGAAUUUUUAUCAUGUCAUGGGAUUUCUCAGCAUUCUGAAGAAUUUAGAUUAAUGCAAAAUUUAUGCAAAAUCACUCCGCAGAAUAAAAUAUUAGGUCAAUACUUUGUCAUAAAUAAAAAAUAUUAUCAACCAGUGGUGGGAUUAUAUAAAAAUACAGUAUCUUGUUACAGAGUAGGAACAUGAUUUCGAAGUGUUACACUUAUCUAAGACAGUUGAACUCUGUCUUACACAUGUAUAUAAUUUCAUUUGGACAGCAUUAAGAUUUUGAGCUCUCGAUAUCAGAUGUCGGUGACAUCUUAUCUCGAGAGCUCGAAAUCCUAUCUCGUUCGCAUGACCUCUUUUGUCGAGUGCACAACAUCUUAUAUCGGGCGUUGGUUAUCUUAUCUCGUGCGCACAGCAUUUUCUCUGGAGCACACGACAUCUUAUCUUAAGCGCACGCAAUCUUUUUUCGUCCGCACGACAUCUUAUUUCAAGUGCACGAACUUUUAUCUCGUUUGUACGACAUCUUAUCUUUAUUAGAAUACGCUUAAAAUGAAAUUAAUGAUGUAAACAUUUUUGUGAUUAACUCAUUUUGCCCUGAAAUACAAAUAAUUUUUUUGUAAAAUUUUGAUACACAAAAUAUGCGCGUGAACAUUGGGGUAGGGUAAACUUAAAACAAUACAGCGAAAACGAAGUCGGAGAUCCCCAUUUUCCCCCUCAUUUAACGGUAAAAUCAAUUAUAUGAAAACUUUAGAUUUUUUUAAUUACAUCUAUGGACCCACUUUAACACAUUAUUUAGUCAUUCAGCUGGAAAAC